AUAUCACCAGAGCAAUAAGAAGGUAUGAAAGGAUAUUUUCUUUCUAGAAAACACCUGUCUAGUUGAAGCAAAGAUUCCCUAAUCACAAAAUCAGAAGAGCAGGAGAUAUGGGAGACAACAAACCCGGAGGAAUAGUAGCAGCUGCAAAGAACCGGCUGCAAGUGGUGAAGGAUUUGCAGGAUGUGGAGGUAUCUGAGUGUGAGAGCUGCUCCUUUGAGGUGACCCUCAACCUGGCUUACAUCGAGGGUAUGUGGACCAGGGAUGGAACGCAGCUCAAGUCCAAGCCCAACUGUCGCAUCAGCAUGCAUGGGAAGAAACACUCCCUGACACUGAACAGGGUGGCUCUGGGAGAUGCCGGCCUGUUCUCUUUUGAGGCUAAUGGUGUUCAGACCUCAGGCUUGCUCAGUGUCAGAGCUAGGGACAUCUGCAUAGUGAAGGAGAUGGAGGAUGUUGACACAAUGGAGCGUCAGCCUGUGAACUUCCUGUGUGAGGUGAAUCAGGUGGACGUGGAUGGUCGGUGGUACAGAGAUGACUGCAGGAUUCGGCCUGGAGAAAACAUCAAGAUCAGACAUCAGGGUAAAACUCACACCCUGUUCUUCAAGUCAGUCAGGCCAGAGCAUGCUGGAGAGAUCAGAUUCACCGCAGAGCGUGUGUCAUCCUAUGCAACUCUCACAGUAAAAGAGCUCCCGGUCCAAAUAGUGCGCCCUCUGAGGGUCAAAAUAGCCAUGUAUCACCACCGGGGUCUGCUGGAGUGCCAGGUGUCACGGCCUAAUGCUCAGGUCAGGUGGUACAAGAACAGGAGGGAGCUCCUGCCCAGUAAGAAGUACCAGCUAAUCAGCCAAGAUGUCUACAGGCAACUCACCAUCGAUGACGUUUGCUCAUCAGAUGAGGACACCUACACCUGUGAUGCAGGAGAUGACAAAACCUCAUGUCAGCUCCUGGUGGAGGAGCAGGCUAUCAGCAUAGUGCGGGGAAUGAGCUCAGUGGAGGUGAUGGAGCCAGAGCCAGCACUGUUCCAGGUGGAGACCAGCCUGAAGUCAGGGAGGCCUCCAAGGUGGACCCUGAACAGUGAGGUGCUGGAGCCAUGCGCAGCGGUGAACAUCAACAGGGAGGGCACCGUCCACAGCCUCUGUCUCACCUCCACAGACAGCUCCAUGUCUGGUCCUGUGGUUUUUGUGGCUGGCAAGAGUCGCUCCACUGCUCAGCUUACUGUGAAAGAGCGACCUCUUCAGGUUUUUCACCACUUGGAAGAUGUGGAGGCGAAGGAGAACAGCUCUGUGACUCUGAGCUGUCAGUUUGCCCCUUCUCCUAGGGUGGUGCGGUGGUUUAAAGGUCGCACUGCUCUGAAGACCUCAAACAAGUACAGCAUGAAGAGAGAGGGUAAACGAGCCCAGCUGACCAUUCAUGGCUUGAUAGGAAUGGAUGCAGGGCAGUAUCGUUGUAUGGCUGGAGGUUCACAGAGCGCUGCACAUGUUAAAGUAGAAGUGCGAACACUCAAGUUGGUCAAACACCUUGAGCCAGUGGAAAUUGAGGAGGGCGGCAUCGCCACUUUCUCAUGUGAGCUCAACUAUGUGGUCGCCAACGUGGAGUGGCUUCUCAACAAUGUCCGCCUCUAUUCCAGUGCCAUCAACAGGAUCCAGCACAUGGGCACCAUGCACAGCCUUGCAAUCAAGAAAUUGCGGCCACAGGAGAGCAGGGUCACCUUCAAAGCAGGCCUUCUCUCUGAGACUACAACCUUAAAGGUCAAAGAGCGUCCAGCAGUGUUUCUGAAGUCUCUGGAGGAUGCAGUAGGAGAAGAGCAAGGGGAAGUCUGCCUGCAGUGUGAAAUUUCCAAAGAGACAGUGACCCCUGUUUGGAGAAAGGAUGGCUUGGUCCUGACAGCUGAUGAUAAACAUGAACUACUCCAGUUUGGGAAGUCCAUGGCUCUGAUCAUCCAUUCACUGAGCAAAGACGACGCUGGAGAGUACACCUGUGACCUGGGCACCAGCCAGACCAAGGCUAAAGUAACAGUACAUGACUUACACAUCACCAUUGUUCAGCGUAUGAAGACCACCUCUGUCCUGGAGGGCGAAAGGUGCACUUUUGAGUGUCUCCUCUCUCACAACGUCGAUGAUGAGCCUUCCUGGACAAUCAAUGGCCAGGUGGUGGUCAGUAAUAGCCGGAUCCAGGUUAUCAACAAUGGACGCAAGUAUAAGAUGACCAUCAGAGAUGCCAUAAUUACUGACGCUGGAGACGUGGUCUUCACAAUUAAUGACCUCAGUUGUAGGACCAUGCUUUUUGUCAAUGAGAAACCGGUACAUAUCUUCAGGGACCUGCUGAAUGUCAAGGCGGUGCCAGGCGAGGACGCCGAGCUGAGCUGUGAAAUCACCAAACCAGAGGUCACCAUCCGUUGGCUGAAAAAUGGCCAUCCGAUCAAGCAGAGCCCUAAGUAUGAGAUGACCGUGGAGAAGAACUUGGCACGGCUGGUGAUCAAGAACACCACCAUCAAAGACUCUGGGGAGUACUGCUGUGAGGCCGAAGGCGUUGCCUCCCGUGCCAAGCUGGAGAUCAGAGAACUCCAGCAGACAUUUGCAAGGGAGCUGAGGGACACAAAAGCAGAGGAAAAGGGUAAAGUGACCCUGGAGUGUGAGACCAGGCGACCAGCCAAGCGUGUGACCUGGCUGAAGGGAAUGGUGGAACUGAGGUCUGGUAGGAAGUACGUCAUCAGGCAGAAGGGCGUGGUGUUAUCCCUGACCAUCACCUGUCUGGAGAAAUCAGACACGGACAUUUACACAUGUGAUGUUGGUACCAUGCAGAGUCGGGCACAGCUGACCGUGCAGGGCCAGAGAGUGUUGAUCCUGGAUGAAUUAGAGGAUGUUGAGUGUCUAGAAGGUGACACGGUCACAUUCAGAUGUCGGAUCUGUCCCAGUGACUACAUCGGGGUCAAGUGGUACCUGGAUGAGACUCUGCUCUACACCAAUGAACUGAAUGAGAUCCAGAUGCUGCCUGGAAGUUACCACACCCUCACAUUUAAACAGCUUGCCCGCAAAGACACUGGCACUAUUUCAUUUGCAGCAGGGGACAAGAGAUCGUAUGCCUCACUGCUGGUUAGAGAGAGGCGUCCCACCAUCAUUAAAGCACUGGAGGACUGUGAAGCUAUUGAAGGAGGUGGUUUGGUCUUGUCCUGUGUGGCCUCCAAGCCAUGUCACAUCCUCUGGUACAAAGAUGGCUGCCUGAUGUGGAGCUCCUCCAGAUAUUCUACCAGUCGUUCUGGCUGUGAGGCUCGACUGACGAUUCGGGAGGUCUGCAACAAUGAUGCUGGGGUGUAUGAGUGCAGUGCUGGAUCUGUUACAACUAGGGCUGUUGUAACUGUCAAAGCCAUCCCAGCGGAGUUCAUCCAGCCUCUAAAGACUGUGGAGGCCAAAGAAGGAGACACUGUGACAUUGACCUGUGAGUAUUCUUUGCCUGGGGUCCAGUUCCACUGGAGGAAAGGUUUCGAGAGUAUCAGGCCUGGAGACAAGUACGUGAUGAAACAGAGAAAAACAAUUAUCUCUCUAACUAUCAAAACCCUGAAGCCUGAGGACUCAGGAGAAUAUACCUGCCAGUGCCGAGAUCACCACACAACAGCAAGCCUCAAAGUGCACGCGAUUCCUAUUUCAUUCAUACAACAACUAAAGGACAUGCAAGCAGAGGAGGGCAGCAAUGUCAUAUUGCGCUGUGUGCUAUCCAAACCUGGAAUACCAGUAGAAUGGAGGAAAGGACAUGAGAUGUUGAAGAAUGGGGUCAAGUACCAGAUAAGGAAAAGGGAGACCACAUUGGAGCUUCUGAUAUGGAAGCCUGUGCCUGAGGACAGUGGGGUCUACAGCUGUGUAUGUGCUGAUCAGAUGACAUCUGCCACUGUGAAAAUCACUGCUCUCCCAGUCACCUUCAAGCAGAAGCUGAGGAAUGUGCUGAUUGAGGAGGGCAACACUGCGACUUUACGCUGUGAGCUGUCUAAAUCUGGUCAUACUGUGGAGUGGAGGAAGAGGGGGAAUGAACUCAUCAGGAAUGGAGAGAAAUAUCAUAUGCGGCAGAGAGACAUGCUGAUUGAAUUGAGGAUCUUUGAUGUGACACCUGAGGACAGCAAUAUCUACACAUGCAUCUGUGGAAGUGGAAGCAUAGAGACCACAGCAACUCUAACUGUAAAUGCUCUUCCCAUCACCUUCAAGCAAAAGCUGAAGAAUCUCCAAGUUGAGGAGGGACACAACAUCACAUUGUAUUGUGAGAUCUCUAAACCUGGAGUCCCAGUGGAGUGGAGACUCGGAGGAGAUCUGUUGGAGAACGGAGAGAAGUACCAGAUUAAGCAGAGGGACUCUGCUCUGGAGUUGACCAUUAGAGAUGCUGUGCCAGAGGACAGUGGCGUCUACACCUGUGUGUGUAGAGAGCAGAGGACAAAGGCCACUGUUAAAGUUAUUGCGGUUCCUGCCACAUUUAAAGUGAGCCUGAAGAGUCAGGUGGCUGAAGAAGGGAACAGUGUGACUUUACGCUGUGAGCUGUCAAAGAAGGGAGUCGCGUUGGAGUGGCGGAAAGAGGGUCAGGUGCUUUCCGAGGAGAUGUCUCGAGGAAAGUAUCAGAUGAAAGUAGAAGGAAAGACAGCUCUGCUGACAAUUAUCAGUGUCCAACCAGAAGAUGCAGGGAAGUACAGCUGCAUCACAGGAGAUGAGAAAACCACAGCUGAAAUCAAAGUGAAACCACUUCCUGUGACAUUCAAACGGGAAGUCCAGCGCCUGGUGGUGAAGGAAGGUGACAGCGCAGUUUUCAGCUGUGAGCUCUCCAAACCUGGAGCUCCGGUGGAGUGGAGGAAAGGCAGAGUCGUCCUGAAGCCUGGAGAGAAAUAUGAUAUGAAGCAGGAUGGACGUCUGACUAAACUGGUUAUCAACAACAUAGAGGAGAGCGAUGCCGGGAAAUACACCUGCAAGACUAAAGACUGCCAAUCAACUGCUGAGCUCACUGUCCAAGGCUUACCACCAAGUUUCAAGCUGCCUCUAGUUAACCAGGAGGUGACCGAGGGCAACAGUGUUGUUCUGCGCUGUGAGCUCAAUAAACCUGCCCCAUCGGUGGGGUGGAGGAGAGGAGGUGAGCUGCUGAAGAAUGGAGACAAGUAUCAGAUGAGGAAGAAGGACCUCCAGGUGGAGAUGAAGAUUGUGGACCUCGGUCUGGAUGACACUGGAGAUUAUACCUGUAUAUGUGGAGAACAGAGGACAACAGCUAGGAUCAUGGUGAAUGAACGGCCCAUCAAAUUCCUGCAAGAACUGAAAAAUAUACAGGUGCAGGAAGGCAAUGGGGUGACACUCUGCUGUGAGCUCUCCAAACCUGGCAUUCCUGUGCAGUGGAAGAAAGGAGAUAGUGUGUUGACCAAUGGAGAGAAACACCAGAUGAAGCAGAACGGCUCCACACUGGAGCUCCUCAUCAGGAAGAGCCAGCCCGAGGACAGUGGCACAUACAGCUGUGUUUGUGAAGACAUAAAAACUACUGCCACCAUCAUCAUCACUGCGAUCCCAGUGACUUUCAAGCAGAAGCUGAAGAACCAGGAAGCUGUGGAGGAGGGCAGCGUGACCCUGCGCUGUGAGCUUUCUAAGCCAGGAGUCCCAGUGGAGUGGAGGAGAGAUGCUCAACUUCUGAAGGAGGGAGAAAAAUAUCAGAUGAAGCAAGAGGGCAGGGUGGCUGAGAUGCUGAUUAGGAAUUUAAGUCUCACAGAUGCUGGGGAGUACUGCUGUUUUGUUGGCACUGUUGUUACCUCAGCUGACAUCAAAGUAAGAGCGCUUCCUGUAACAUUUAAACAAGAGGUUGAGAAUUUGGAAGUGAAGGAAGGGGACAGUGGAGUUUUCUGCUGUGAGCUCUCCAAACCUGGAGCUCCAGUGGACUGGAGGAGAGGCAGAGUCAUCCUCAAACCCGGAUACAAAUACGAGAUGAAGCAGGAGGAACGUCUCACAAAACUGAUCAUCAACAACGUGGAGGAGAGCGAUGCUGGAAAAUACACCUGCAAAACUAAAGACUGCCAAUCAACUGCUGAGCUCACCGUCAAGGCUCCUCCCGUCACGUUCAAGAUGAAGUUAAGGAACCUGCAGGUGGAGGAGGAGAACAGUGUGACAUUGAGCUGUGAGUUAUCUAAGCCUGGCCUUGCUGUGGAGUGGAGGAAAGGGGAAGAGCUUCUGAAGAAUAAUUUCAAGUACCAGAUAAAAAGUCGAAACAACAUCAUGGAGCUGACCAUCAAAAACGCACAGCUGGAGGACAGUGGACUCUACAGCUGUAUCUAUGGUGAUGCAAAAACCACAGCCAGCGUCACCAUCACACCUAUUCCCCUCACCUUUAAAACGGGUCUGAAGAACCAGGAGGCCCCUGAAGGAGGCAACGUGUCCCUUCGCUGUGAACUGUCCAGGGCUGGGGUGCCCGUGCAGUGGUGGAAGGCAGAGGACCAGCUCUAUCCUGGAGGAAGGUAUCAGAUGAUGCUGAAAGGGAAGAUAGCUGAGAUGCACAUCAAAAACAUACAGCCAGAGGAUGUUGGAGAGUACAGCUGUGUCUUUGGAGAGCAGAAGACAACAGCUGAAGUAAACGUGAGAGCUGCAGCAUCAGUGUUCUUUGAGAAGGAACUCGAGAACCAAGCGGUAAUGGAGGGGAAAUCUGUUCUACUGUCCUGCCAAGUUUCCAGUGCUAAUGUCCCUGUCACUUGGAAGAAAGACAACGUUGUGGUGGAAGAAGGAGGGCGAUGCAUUUUGAAGAAGAAAGGCCCCACGCACUCUCUGGAGAUCAAAAAACUGCUUCUGGAGGAUGCCGGAGAGUACUGCUGUAUCACCAGGGGCAAAAAGACCACCGCCAAGCUGACUGUGAGGGAGCGCGUGCGGAUUGUCACAGAGCUGCAGGACAUAACAGUGACAGCAGGAGAGGAUGCAGUGUUUGUUUGUGAGCUGAGCCAUGCUGAUGUGAGUGAAGGUGCCUGGUGGCUCGGUUCUAGCCCUCUGCAGAGGAACGAGAUGAACCAGAUGACAUGUCAGGGUCGCCAGCACCGACUGGUCCUCACCAUGACAACACCUGAGGAGACGGGCACCGUGGCAUUUGUGAUUGGGGAUGAGAGGACCUCUGCAUGUCUGCUAGUGAUUCCUAAGCCUAAAGUUUUAUUUGAGGAGAAGCCUAAAGACGUUGUGAUCAUGGAGGGAGAAACAGCCACUUUAUCCUGCACGAUCUCUGACUUUACCUCCCCGGUUACCUGGAGACGUAACCAUAUUCCCCUUCGCAACGGUGAUAAAUAUGAGCUGCGUAAGGAGGGAAAAGUCAACCUGCUGCUUAUCCAUGAUGUGGAACCCCUGGACACUGGCAUAUACUCCUGUGAUACAGGAGAUAUGCAGAGCAGCUCCAAACUUACUGUAACAGAGCUUCCUCCAUUCUUCCAGGAAGAACUGCAGAGUGUGGAAGCUGAGGAGGGAGGUUCUGCCUCUCUGUACUGUGAGCUGUCUAAACUUGGAGUGCCGAUUCAAUGGAAGAAGAACAGACUGCCACUAAGAGCCAGCAGGAAGUAUGAGAUGAGGCAGGAUGGCUGCUUCCUCCAGCUUCACAUCAAGGAGCUCAAAGUUGAGGAUAGUGGCAGCUACACAUGUCAAGCAGGAAGUGCUGAGACCACUGCAACUGUGACAGUGAAAGAGCUCCCUCCAUUCUUCAAGAAAGGAUUGAGAAGUGUGGAGGUUGAGGAGGGACGAGCAGUCUCCCUGUCCUGUGAGCUGUCUAAACCUGAAGUGUCAGUGCAAUGGAAGAAGAACAGACUACCUCUGAGAGCCUGCAGGAAGUAUGAGAUAGAACAAGAUGGCUGCCUCCUUUAUCUCCAUAUCAAUGAUCUCAAACCUGAGGACAGUGGUAGCUACACAUGUCAAGCAGGAAGUGCAGAGACCACUGCAACUGUGACAGUGGAAGAGCUCCCGCCAUUUUUCAAAGGGGAAUUGCAGAAUGUGAAGGCAGAAGAGGGAGGGUCAGCCUCUCUGUGCUGUGAACUCUCCAAACCUGGGUUGUCAGUGCAAUGGAAGAAGGACAAGCUUCCUCUAAGACCCAGCAGCAAGUAUGAGAUGAAGCAGGAUGGUUGCUUCCUCCAGCUGCACAUCAAAGACCUCAAACCUGAGGACAGUGGCAACUACACAUGUCAAGCAGGAAGUGCAGAGACCACUACAACCAUGGCAGUGAAAGAGCUCCCGCCAUUUUUCAAAGGGGAAUUGCAGAAUUUGAAGGCAGAAGAGGGAGGGUCAGCCUCCCUGUGCUGUGAACUCUCCAAACCGGGGCUGUCAGUGCAAUGGAAGAAGAACAAGCUGCUUCUAAGACCCAGCAGCAAGUAUGAGAUGAAGCAGGAUGGCUGCCUCCUCCAGCUCCACAUCAAGGAGGUCAAACCUGAGGAUAGUGGCAGCUACACAUGUCAAGCAGGAAGUGCUGAGACCACUGCAACUGUGUCAGUGAAAGAGUUCCUGCCAUUCUUCAAACAAAAAAUGCAGAAUGUGGAGGCUGAGGAGGGAGCUACAGCCUCCCUGUCCUGUGAACUGUCUAAGCCUGGAGUCUCCGUGCAGUGGAAGAAGAACAAGCUGCCACUGAGAGCAAACAGGAAGUAUGAGAUGAAACAAGAUGGCUGCCUCCUCCAGUUGCACAUCAAGGAGCUCAAACCUGAGGACAGUGGCAGCUACACAUGUCAAGCAGGAAGUGCGGAGACCACUGCAACUGUGACUGUGGAGGAACUUGCUCCAUUCUUCAACAAAGAAUUGCAGAGAAGUGUAGAGAGUGAAGAGGGAGCUACAGCCUCUUUGUACUGUGAGCUGUCGAAACCUGGAGUGCCAGUUCAGUGGAAGAAGAAUAGACUGCCACUGAGAGCCAGCAGGAAGUAUGAGAUGAAACAAGAUGGCUGCCUCCUCCAGCUGCACAUCAAGGAGCUCAAAGUGGAGGACAGUGGCAGCUACACAUGUCAAGCAGGAAGUGCAGAGACUACUGCAACUUUGGCAGUGAAAGAGCUCACUCCAUUCUUCCACAAGGACUUACAAAAUGUGGAGGCUGAGGAGGGAGGUACAGCCUACCUGUACUGUGAGCUGUCUAAGCCUGGAGUGUCAGUGCAGUGGAAGAGGAACAGACUACCUCUGAGAGCCAGCAGGAAGUACGAGAUGAAACAAGAUGGCUGCCUCCUUCAUCUCCGCAUCAAGGAGCUUAAACCUGAGGACAGCGGCAGCUACACAUGUCAAGCAGAAAGUGUAGAGACCACUGCAACUGUGAUGGUGAAAGAGCUCACUCCGUUCUUUAAGAAGGACUUACAGAGUAUAGAGGCUGAGGAGGGAGGUACAGUCUCCUUGUCCUGUGAGGUGUCUAAACCUGGGUUGUCAGUACAAUGGAAGAAAAACAGACUGCCACUGAGAGCCAGCAGGAAGUACGAGAUGAAGCAGAAUGGCUGCAUCCUUCAGCUCCACAUCGAGGGGCUCAGACCUGAGGACAGUGGCAGCUACACAUGUCAAGCAGGAAGUGCAGAGACCACUGCAACUGUGACAGUGAAAGAAGUCACUCCAUUCUUUAAUAAAGAGUUACAAAAUGUGGAAGCUGAAGAGGGAGGUAUAGCCAUCUUGCACUGUGAGGUGUCCAAAUCUGGGCUGACAGUGCAAUGGAAGAAGAACAAGCUGUCUCUAAGACCCAGCAGGAAGUAUGAGAUGAAGCAGGACGGCUGCCUCCUCCAGCUUCACAUCAAGGAGCUCAAACCUGAGGACAGCGGCAGCUACACAUGUCAAGCAGGAAGUACAGAGACCACAGCAACUGUGGAAGUGAAAGCACUGCAAUCUACUCCGCCAAAUGCAGAGCCUCCCACAAUAUUACCUAGAGUAAAGGGCACUGUUUCCAGAACAACUCCUGCUCUUGAGAAUGAGAAACCUGGCCUCACAGAGGCCAAACCUGUUCCUCCAGAACCCAAAAAGAGAUCUCAUAGGAAAGCAUCUAUUACAAACUCAGAUAAAGAUGUGGAGCCAGUGUUGGAUCUAAAACAAUCUAUGAUGAAGGAGAGCAACGAAAACCAAAAGGGAAUCCAACCUGUAAAGCCUAUGGAGAAAUAUGUUGAUGUUGUACAGAAUAUAACAGAAAUGGAGAGGAAUAAAGAGGAAGAGAGUGAGGUGUACAAGACGGCUGAAAAGUCAGUGAGAUUACUGGAGAAGAGUGACAGGAUUGACUGGAAGGUCAAAGAGCCAGGUAUGUCUUUGGAAACAGAAAGUGAAGCUUUCUUGGAGAAGAGAGAACCAGGAAGGAACUUAGAAGAAUUCGUUAAAGCUGACCUUAAAGUAAGUCAGUCAGAGAAGAUUCUGGGUGACACUGUGGUAGAACAAAAGAAACAGACAUUAAUUUGUCUAGAAAAGGAAAAUGAAGUUGAACACAGCUUAAAACAACAAAGAAAGCUUUUAGAGAAAAAGAGUGAAAUUGAGGAGAAGGUAAAACAAGCAGGAACACUCCUGUGGAAGAACAGUGAAGAUGAAAAACAGCCUGUCAAACCACUAGAAAAGUUCGUUGGAAAAGACAUAAUAAAGGAACAAGAUGCAAAGUCUGCAAUAAAGGAAGGUGCAGUAGACAAGACAGCGGAGGAGCCUUUAAAACCACCAGUAAGAUCAAAAGGAAAGACAAUAGAGAUAAAGGAACCAAUCAAAUACAUUUUAAAAGAAACUGAGGAGUUAAUUCCCCAAGCAUUAAAGACCACCGUAAAUGAUUCAGAGCAAGACCAUAAACAGAGAGACCAUGUGAAACAAGUGUCAACAGAGGCAGAGAGAGACCAAAAGCCAUUGAAGCAAGUGCUGCCUGUAAAUCACCUGGAUAAACAGUCAGUAGAACAACCAGAAAAGCCUUCAGAAACAGAGGCUGAAUUUGCCCCUCCAAAACCACCAGUGAGGAUAAAAAGCAAACCAAAGGUGGGAAUGGAAAAACAAUUAUCGAGGGACAUGGAGACAGAUCAAGAUGGACAAGAGCCGACAGUCAGUGCUGUGAAAACAAUGGAUGAUCAGCCAGUAAAACAGUCAACGAGGCCGGUGGAAAAAGAGGCUAAAGAGAAACCCAGAUUUGAGAGGAAACCAUCGGUAACAACAGACAUUGAGAUAUCUGAGAAAAUAAGGCAGCCUGUGAAAGCUGCAGAGAAAGACGUAAACACCAAACAGCCGAUCAAACAACCAGUAAAACCCAUGAGAAAAGAACCUGGAGUUGACCAGGAAAUUAAAGUGGCAGUCGAGCCAAUGAGAAGGCAGGAAGAAAAAGAGACAAUGAAGAUGACAGAAGAUGUUCCUCUUCUCUAUAUUUCUGAAGAUGAAACUUUCUCAGAGGCUUUGACUGAGAUACCGGUGGAUAACAGCAAAGUCCUGCCCACUGGCUCUUUUAUUGAGGGAUCAACUCUACCCUCUAGUCUUCCUCCGGUUAAUGUACCCCAGAAGAUACAAUCAUCCGAGAAUGCUCCUCCAGAGAUUGACAUUAGCACUGAGGAUGAAUCACAAAUGCAAGAGGCUGCAGUAAAGAUCCAGGCUGCCUUUAAAGGCUACAGAGCUCGCAAGGACAUGCGACCUGUCUUUAAAGAGGUGUUUAAGAACCAGAGUGCAGAUCUUCAUGGUACAAUCACUCUAGCGUGUGUUGUAGAAGGAAAACCCAGCACAGUGCGCUGGCUGAAAAAUGGCCAGCAAAUCACUAAUGAUCCACGCCGCCGUAUUGAGACCACAGAGAAUGGCGUGUGCACACUGGUAAUCAAAAACUUGACCACCAGUGACGGUGGUAUCUAUACCUGUGAGGUGGUGAAUAAGUUUGGUGUGACCUCCUACAAUGGAAACAUAACAGUAGUACAACCUCAGCAGCCUGCUUCUAUACCCCAGAAGCCAGUACACCCACCCCUUGCAGCCAUAACUCCUCUGCAACUUGCCCCUCCGAAGCCUGAGGUCCAGCCCAAAACACAGACUCAGAAUCUGCCUCAGACUCAAGCACAGAUUGUCACUAAAGCUACAGAUGCUGCAAACUAUGUAGAAAGUGUGAGCAUCUCUCUGUGGGAGGCCUACAACCUGACGGAGCAGGAUACACAAAUGAGUCUACAAGAGAGGAGACGAUCAUCUCUCAUUGCUGCCAGCUCCAUGUCAAGUCCCUCUGAUUAUGACACAGCUCCUGAUAUGAUGGAACCAGUUGAAAGUGGCCCAGCUGUACCAAGGGAAGUAGCAAAACAAGAAGAGCAAGUAUCUCCUCCGAAGGAAGAUAAAGAAGAGAUAGCUGGUUCACAACCUCCUAAGAAACUAUUGAAGGUCAAAGGGGCUCAUGAAGGCAGAAUGAGGACGCCAUCGCCAAAACACCAUCUUGCCCACACACCCUUAGCUAGUACCGUCUCUGGAUCAGAGUCAGAAGGGGAAGAGGACAGACGAGAGACAUUUGAAAUUUAUGUGGCUCGAGCUGACUGCAGUCCUAAUGGCGGAAAUAAGGACAGCUUUGUUCUAAAGGAGGGCCAGUUUGUAGAGGUGCUGGAUUCGGUUCAUCCCGACAGAUGGCUGGUGAGGACCAAACCUACCAAAACCAACCCUGCUCGACAGGGAUGGGUGUGUCCAGCCUAUCUGGAGAAGAAGAGAAAGGAGACCUUCCCACAAAUAAGAGCGCCUCAAGAGGAUCUUGAUGGAAUAGGGUCUACAGGAGAAGAGUACAGGAGAGCUCUGAGCCAACUGGUCCAAGGCCUGAUUGAUGGAGAGGAGGAGUUUGUGAAGGAGAUGAAGAUGUUCACCUCUCACCAGCUAAAUCAUCUGGACUCUAGUCGCCACGUCCCCAUCAACAUCCUCAACCAGAAAGAGAUCAUUUUCAGGAAUAUUAAGGACAUUGUGUUUCUGCAUGAGAGGUCCAUCCUUCCUGGUCUGAGAGACUGUGCCACCGACGAUGAUGUGGCCAUGCAUCUGAUCAAGCACACUGAAAACUUUGAAAAGUAUCUUCACUACAUGGCUGGACAAGCACAAGCAGAAGCCUGCGUCACUGACAAGGCUACCCAACAGUAUUUCAAAGAGUUAACAGAAUCUGGUAAGCCUGACGCACCUGUCAUGGAUGUCCUUACCUUCCUCCAGCGACCAGUGGAGAGGAUUCAAACCUACCAGGCUUUACUGAAGGAGUUAAUCAAGAACAAAGCCAAAAGUGGACAGAGCUGCUGUCUGUUAGAGGAUGCCUUCUCUAUGGUGUCCUGUCUACCCUGGAGAUCUGACAACCUGCACCAGGUGUCCCUCAUCGAGAACUACCCAGCUCCUCUGACUGCCCUGGGUGAGCCAGUGCGACAGGGAGUCUUCACAGUGUGGGAGGAAUCUCCAGAAAUUAAGACCGCCUCCAGAGGGCAUCAGAGACAAGUCUUUCUCUUCAAGGAAUGUAUUGUACUGUGUAAAGUGAAAAGAGACACACGCAUGAACAGUGACACCUACACCUUCAAGAACAAAAUGAAGCUGAAUGAUGUGGAAAUAAAAGAGACUGUGGGUGGAGAUGAAAAGUCUUGGGGAUUGUGGCAUGAGCACAGGGGCUCAGUGCGGAGGUACACACUGCAGGGCCGCUCCACACUGGCUAAACUCCCCUGGCUCAAGGACCUGAAGGAUCUCCAGCAACGCUCCAGUCUGCCCACUAACAGCCCUCCAGUGUUUGGGUCACUGUUGUCUGACUGCACAACAAAGAUAGGACAGACAAUUAAAUUGGCAUGCAAGGUCACAGGAUCACCCAAACCAGUGGUCAGCUGGCUCAAAGAUGGCCUUCCUCUGGAGGACGACCCCCGUCACAUCAUCACAGCAGACCGGUCCGGCACCUGCAGUCUCAUCCUGGACAGUCUCACUGUGGAGGACUCUGGACAGUAUAUGUGCUAUGCUACUAGUUCCAUGGGCACUGCUGGUACUCUGGCUAAGGUUGCGGUGCAGGCUCCACCGAGAUUUGUGAGUCGGCUGGAGAGUGCUUGUUUAAUAGAAGGAGAGGAUAUCCAAUUCACGUGUUCCACCCUCAGUACUCCUUUACCACGAGUCAGGUGGUUGAAAGAUGGCAGAGAGUUGACUGACCAACAGAAAUAUUUGAUCCUGAAUGAUGCUCGGAGUGGAAUCCUGUGUCUGACGGUCAUCAGUGCAACAGAAGCAGAUAUUGGACAGUAUGAGUGUGAGCUUUGGAAUGAGUUUGGCUGUGUCAAGUGCAAGGCGGGUCUAUGCCCUGCUUAUGUACCACCGACUGACAUCGAGAGCAACCAACCCCAGGACUUACCUCCUAAAGACGCAGAUUCGGAGGGCUGGUCCACUGCCUUUGUGAAGAAAUGGUUACAGACUGAUUUCAGCCCCACUUCCAUUGCCAAGAUGCUUUUCCCUCCUGGAUACUCUGAGCAAGGAGAGUGUAGCACUGAAGAGGCUGUUCCUCCCUCAACAUCCACGGAUCAGUUGGCUCAGAAGCCUCUGUGUUACCUGGAGGAAGUGGAGGAGGAGAUUUACAUCUCAGAAACAAUGCAGGAAAUUACAGAUGCUCCUCCCUCCAUCCAGGUGCCCACUGAAGACCUGUGUGUAGAGCCUGGCCAACCAGCUACAUUUACUGCCAUCAUCACAGGAAGACCUACUCCCAAGAUACUGUGGUACAAGGAUGAAGAGGAGCUUGCAGCCGGUGGGAAUGUGGAGAUAGGACAGCAUGGUGCCCGCUGCUCAGUGACCAUAGUGUGCUCCGAGGGUGAAGACAGCGGCAUAUACACCUGCUUCGCCUACAAUGACUUGGGCCAUGCCUCAUGCCAGGCUCAGCUCACAGUGGAAGAAGGUCCACUGGAGUGUCAGGAGAGAGAGGUGGAGCUGGGGAAGAGAAGGAAAUUAUUUUCUGUCUAUGAUGUUCAUGAGGAAAUUGGAAGGGGAACGUUUGGGGUAGUGAAGCGUGUAGUCCACAGAAGGACAGGUGAAGUCUUUGCUGCUAAGUUCCUGCCUUUGCGGAGCAGCACUCGUACGAGGGCCUUCCAGGAGAGAGACUUGCUCUCUCGUCUGGCUCAUCCCAGAGUGGCCUGUCUGCUGGACUUCUUUUGCACCAGACGCACUCUGGUCCUGAUCACAGAAAUCUGCUGUUCUCAUGGACUUCUGGACCAUUUAUUGCUGAGAGGAUCAGUUUCAGAGAAAGAGGUUCAGUCAUACAUCCAGCAGAUCCUUGAAGGUGUUGGUCACAUUCACAGUAUGAACAUCUUGCAUCUGGACAUUAAACCUGAUAAUAUCCUAAUGGUGUAUCCGCCCAGAGAUGAGAUUAAGAUCUGUGACUUUGGCUUUUGCCAAGAAAUAGACACAUCCAGACAUCAGUAUAGCAUGUUUGGUACACCAGAGUUCAUUGCGCCUGAGGUUGUACAUCAAGAACCAGUCACUGUGGCCACUGAUGUUUGGGCUGUGGGUGUUAUAGCCUAUCUAUGUCUGGUGUGUCGAUGCCCUUUUGUGGGUGAGACGGACCGUGCAACACUGCUGAGAGUCGGGGAGGGGACCCUGAACUGGGAUGCCCCUGAUGUCACGUACAGGAGCCCCGAGGCCCAGAGCUUUCUCCGCCUGGUCCUUCAGCCAGAUCCAGAGAAGCGACCGUCUGCCUUCGAGUGCUUGAGCCAUGAAUGGUUCCAGGACGAACAUGCAGGAGAAGAUACUGAUGAAAUCAACACAAAGAGUUUGAAAGGAUUUAUCUCAAAAUCAAAAUGGCAGCGUUCUUUGACUUGCAUUGGGUCAGUUCUCACAUUGAGGCCUGUCCCCGAGCUGCUGGACGCUCCUCUCAGAGAGACUGCAGUGACAGUUCCUCGUGAGCUCCAGGAACACAGCAGCACCUCUCUGAGCAGUGGCUCAUCAUCUGAGUAUGAUGAAGCUGACUCUUGGGACUUUUUCCAGCGCUAUAGCCCGACUGAGGAGGAGGAAGAAACCGAGGAGGAUUAUGAUCCUUUAAUGGAGAGAGCACAGAUCCCCGAACCUUUUGCCAGACUCCACCUACAUGCAGAGGAGGAGGAGGAGGAAGUGACAUUAGGCGAGGAAGAGGAUGGGGAGGUGGUAGGAAGGAGGAGUGUAUUAGAGCGGAGUAUGAGCAGGCAGUCAGUUGCAUCUUCAGAUGUAUCGUGCCAACAGACACCUCAGAGGGAGCGUAGGUUCAGCAAGGACAGCAGUCCAUCUGUCAACCUAUCUGACUGGGAUGAGGGUUCAGGAAGUGAUGGAGGUCGUAUCCCUCGGGGAAGCGUCAUCCGAAGCACUUUCUAUAACACCUCUCAACAGCUUUCACCCAUGUCCGCCCGACACAUGUCAUUACGGGACAAAUUCCAGGCCAAAAAGCAGGAGAGAGGCCGCAAGCCCCUCAGGAGGAGCUUUUCAGGACGCCUCAAUGAGCCUCUUAUUGAAUAUGUGGAGGAUGAGACAGAAACUAACCGUGGCCAGAGACGGGGAUCUAUCCAGCCCACAAUGCAGAAAUCCUGCUCCUUUGACAGUGGAGUUGGCCUCAUCCACGGCAACGUACCCCCUCACAGGAGGAGCAGGUCCCUUGAUGAGUAUUCACGUCGGUCUCCCAGCUCACCCAAGCGCACAAAGCCGGGUGAAGAAGAAGGCUCUCAAAGUCUGAAGGAAGACUUUACAGAUGAUGAAGUGACAGGGAGAAACUUGUUAUCCAUCCCGAGCCCACAGCGACCCACAAGAAGAAGAGGCUCCAUUGCUCCCAUACAUGGGACUCGCACACCUGAUGGAACAUCUGUUCCCUCAGAUGUCCUUGCUGGAGACAGAAUGAGCACCAGGCUGGAUCAGGAGCAGCCAGAGGGAGAUACCUUUGCUGGUUCCCAGGGAUCUCUGACUGAGUCGUCUAUUUUGGAGCAUGGCGGCUCAGAGUCUUCAAGCAGACUCGGCUCUUGUGAGGAGCUGAGUCAUGGUCAUCUCAGAGAAAGAUACAGAUCAGGAGAGAGUGAGGGGUAUGAUGAUCAGGGGGAGCCUCUGAUUUCAUCAUCCCCCCACUCAUUCCAAGAAGUUAAACCCAGAGGCUCGUUUCCCCAGGCACCACCGCGUAACCGCACCCGCUCCAACCCCAACUUAUCCACAAACAGCAGAGGUCAACCAGGGGGCCUGCUAACUCCGAGCCCCAGUCCUAGCCUCUCCUCUCUCCAGGCUCCAGAGAGGCCUCCCAGAGCCAGGGACAAGAAGGAAGGCUACGGCCUCCAGAGGCAUGCAUCCGCCCCAGCCCUGGAAGCCCGACCACCCACAGGAAAGUCACCCAAGCUGGGAUUGCUGAAGAUUUUCCGCAGGCAGUCUUGGACUGGCCAUUCGUACUCUCAGCUAGAAAACACAGAGUUAGGACCCACCUUAGGAGAGAUUAUGAAGCCUGAUACACCCACUAUGUCUCUGAGGAAGAAAAUGAGAGCUUCAGCCUCCAGCCUGACCAAGCUGUUUUCCAGAUCUUCCAGUAAAGAGGAUGUGAGUAAAGGAGGGCCAAUAGUAAAAGGAUCAGCUCCCAUCCCACCUGAAAGGGAACAUAGCACUGUUCCUGAGAGUCCAAAAAGGAGGACCUCCAAAAUCCUGCCUUCUUUCAAAAUACCUGCAUUCAAAAAGACAAAAGAUCUACCAGUCCGUCCCAACAAAGCUGAUGUGCUCCAGUUAGAUGGAGGCGGAGUCCUGCUGGUUUGGAGACCAAUCCAGUCUAGUGACCCUGUCACAUACUGUGUGCAGUACUGUACAGCUGGCGGGGAGUGGACGGUCCUGUCAGAGGAGGUGACCGACAGCUGUUAUGUGGUGAAGGACUUACCAAGAGGAGCGUCUUAUGUGUUCAGGGUGGGCUGCAUCACCAAGACAGGAGCAGGACCUUUCAGUGAUGCUUCAGCACCUGUUGUGAUGGCUACUCACCCUGAAGAGACUCAAGUUUCUCUCAUCCAGACUGAGACCUUGGGGUCAAAGGCUGCUGGAUCAGACCAACAAACAUCACAAAAGAGCUACAGCUUCCUCUCUGAGAUCAACAGGGGUCGUUUCAGUGUAGUAACCCUGUGCAGGGAUGUUGAGACCAGCCAAGUGUUUGGUGCCAAGAUCACCCCAUACCAGGCAGAGCAGAGACAGUUGGUGCUGAGGGAGUACCAGCUGCUGAGGAGGCUUCAUCACCCACACCUGGUGCAGCUGCACACUGCCUACAUCACCUCCCAUUACCUGGUGUUAGUAGAGGAGCUUUGUCCUGGCAAGGAGCUGCUCUACAGUCUGGCUGCAAGGGAUCUGUAUUCAGAGGCUCAGGUCGCAGAGCUGCUGGUUCAGAUUCUGAGUGCAGUCGACUACCUUCACAGCCGUCGAGUCAUCCACCUGGACCUGAAGUCUGACAACAUGCUGGUGGAUGACUGUAACCACUUGAAGAUUGUGGACUUUGGCUCGGCUCAGUCCUUCACACCUGGGCAGCCCUUGAACAUCGAGCACAUCCAGGGCCUGUCGGAGAGCAAAGACUGCCGCAGCAAAGUUUAUAUUGUCCUUCCUAAAGCUCCGGAAAUCCUGGAGGGUCAGGGUGUCGGGCCAGAAACUGAUGUUUGGGCUAUUGGAGUUCUAUCGUUCAUUAUGUUGAGUGCUGACAGCCCGUUCCAUGCAGAGCUCAGCUGGGAACAAGACAGAAACAUCAAGAAGGGGAAGAUCCAGUUUGGACGCUGUUACCCCGGUCUGUCAGAAGGAGCCUUAAACUUCAUGAAGAGCAGCCUAAAUAACAAAUCCUGGGGGAGACCCACUGCGGCCGAGUGUCUCCAGAACCCGUGGCUUCGUGCUCAUCGUGCACCACACAGAGGCCGACGCUCCAAGGUGUGUUUCUCCACAGACAAGCUUAAAGCUUACCUCAAGCAGGAGGAGGAGAAACGAGACUUGGUCCGCACCAAGCUUCAGGGUCCCUUCUUCCAGUAAGGCCACAGUGACAAAAAAGUGGGAUAUUAUUUCACCAGCAGGUUUACCUAGAUAAUAUGGAGCUUUAUAACCUGCACAUUUCCUUUCAGCUGUUUGGUCAGAUUUUUAAAAUCAUUUUAGUGUCUUUGGAUGAUGAAAAUGUGAUGCGUCUUAAUGAGUUUUCAAGGUUUUAAAUGAGAGUGCGGUGCAUUUUGUUUGCUUUGGUUUAUAUGGUGACAGAUCAGGGAUAAGGUUAAGUCUGUGCUAUGAGUGUGCACUGUUUGACAUGAGAAAGUUGUUUUGCUCCUCAGUAUCAGACUGCUGCACGUUCGGUCUGACAGUAAAACAUUUUUGACAGUAAAACAAAAUUGCUUUUCCUGUGCUCCACACAGAAUGCAGAUAUAUUUCAGAGUUAUAUACGGUGUUUUAUUUAAAUCUUUACAUGUUCUACUGCAAUGUAUAAAUGGGAAAAUUGAUUAGAUUUAUAGUUUUUAUUUGAUGCCUCUAAGUUUCAUAUUAAUAACAUAUUGGGUCAGCCACCCACCUGAAUGAGUUAGUGAAUGAAAGAUUAAUUAAACGGCACAAAAGUAGUCAGUCAUUGUCCUCACAUUCUUUAUUCAGUCUCACACACACAAACAUACAUGCAAAUGUUUUAAGUGUAAUAUACGUAAUGAUUUUAUUUCAGACUUCCUUCAUGUAAGCUUUGAAUAAUAUCCCGCAUGUGAGUACA
Molecule: messenger RNA, 19551 nt
Organism: Toxotes jaculatrix (banded archerfish)
Lineage: Eukaryota; Metazoa; Chordata; Actinopteri; Toxotidae
Gene: obscna
Product: obscurin, cytoskeletal calmodulin and titin-interacting RhoGEF a
Exons: 80
Coding region: 108-18842 (6244 amino acids)
Biological process (GO): protein phosphorylation
Molecular function (GO): protein binding; guanyl-nucleotide exchange factor activity; ATP binding
Source: RefSeq, a predicted model, not a curated record